This is a messenger RNA of Perca fluviatilis (European perch), 1663 nucleotides long. It is a transcript of the gene rbm34, whose product is annotated as RNA binding motif protein 34. The coding region runs from base 187 to 1479 and encodes 430 amino acids. Gene Ontology annotation, molecular function: RNA binding. Lineage: Eukaryota; Metazoa; Chordata; Actinopteri; Perciformes; Percidae. The transcript is spliced from 11 exons. The record is from RefSeq and is a predicted model, not a curated record.
GAUACUUCGCAGUGGAACGCGCUGUGUGCUGGGGGGAAAACGUGUGGACGUGUGUUUAUCUCUAGUGUUAUGUAGAGAGUUUAAAGUUGUAAAAAUACAUGUAAAAACUGCAGUUAACCUGAUAAAUUAGUAGUUUCAAUAUAUAGAAGACACCGGAAGUGACGCUGGAACAAUCUGGAAGACAGCAUGAAGAAGAGCGAGCAGAAGAGUGAGGAGGCGUCGUCGGGGCAACCGGCAGCCGGCUACGUGAUUGGUCAGGUGUGUGGCAGUUUGUUCCAGGAGAAGUCUGCAGCCUCCGGGUCGCUGUCGUCUCUGUUCAGCAGCACCGCGCCAGCUGGACCUCUGCUGUUCCAGCCUGCUCCCAAGCUUGUUAAGAAGAGCCCAGAAACAACAGAGCCCCAGAAGCAAACUCCAGAGGUCAAAGGUCAGCCUCAGAAGAAGAAGAAGCUGCUGAAAGAGAAAACCGAAGCCGACCAGAAGCUGGAAAACAGGGAGAUCAGUUUACAGAAUGCCGACGAGGAGGAGGGAGGGCCAGGGAAGAAGAAGAGGAAGAGCAGCAAGAGGAAAGCGGAGGAGGAGCCGGGCGGAGAGCUCGAUGCCGAGCAGUGGGUGAUGAAGAGGCAGAGGCUGAAGGCCAGGAAAGAGGAGGAGGAGAGGAAGAGGAAGAGGACGGUGUUCGUGGGAAACCUGCCCAUCAGCUGCACCAGGAAGACGCUGCAGAGCCUCUUCAGGGACAAAGGAUCCAUCGAGUCGGUCCGCUUUCGAUCUGUGGUCCGAGAGGAUCCCGCCAUGUCCCGCAAAGUAGCCGCUAUCCAGCGUAAAGUCCAUCCCAAAAAGCAGAGCAUGAACGCCUACGUGGUGUUCAAAGACGAGGACGGGGUCUCCAGGGCGCUAGAGAGGAACGGCAUGGAGAUCGAGAAAGACUACCACAUCCGGGUGGACCGAGUGACGGACAGCUCGGCGCACGACCACAAGCGCUCCGUGUUCGUGGGGAACCUGUCGUUUGAGAUCAAGGAGCUGACCUUCCGGCGCCACUUUGAGAAGUGCGGCCCGGUGGAGGCUGUGCGACUGGUCCGGGACCAGAACUCAGGACUGGGCAAAGGCUUCGGCUACGUCCUGUUCGAGAGCGCCGACUCGGUGCAGCUGGCGCUGGAGCUGGACGGCAGCCAGCUGGAGGCCAGGGCCAUCCGGGUGAAGAGGUCCGUGAAGAAGGAGAAGCAGAAGAAGAAAACGGACGGAAAAGGUGCCGCGGGGAGGCCCGGCAAGGGCCCGGCGAAGGGCCCGGGACAGGAGAGAGGAGGAGGAGGCGCUCGGGGAGGCUUCAAGUCCCCGAAGAAGUUCUCGGGAACGCAGCCGAGGUCGGGCAGAAGCUCGGGCUCCUUCAAGGGAGAGAUGGUGGACCCCAACAAACCGAGCAAACAGAAAGGACUGAAGAAGAAGAAGAAGCCAAGGAAGCCCAAAAAGACCGUUCAUAUCUGAUAUCUGAUCCACGUUAAAGAUAGGAGUAAUUAGGCCUGGGAGGUGUGUGUGUGUGUGUGUGUGUGUGUGUGUGUGUGUGUGUGUGUGUGUGUGUGUGUGUGUGUGUGUUCAGUAUUUUCUGUAUUAUUGUGUUGAAAUGAGAUGAUUCCCUGGUUAUCCCUUUAAUAAAUGAACUAAAAGAAGA